This is a messenger RNA of Schistocerca cancellata (South American locust), 705 nucleotides long. RefSeq names its product calcitonin gene-related peptide type 1 receptor-like. Gene Ontology annotation, biological process: adenylate cyclase-modulating G protein-coupled receptor signaling pathway; cell surface receptor signaling pathway. Lineage: Eukaryota; Metazoa; Arthropoda; Insecta; Orthoptera; Acrididae. Gene Ontology annotation, cellular component: plasma membrane. The record is from RefSeq and is a predicted model, not a curated record. The annotation marks the transcript as partial. The transcript is spliced from 4 exons. Gene Ontology annotation, molecular function: G protein-coupled peptide receptor activity.
AAUGUAUUUACCGUAAUAGUGUUCAAAAGUCUGUUGGGAACCUGGUUACGCGGUUCACAGGUGGCGUGCCAGGCGCUGCACGUGGCGCUGCAGUACCUGAUGCUGGCCAACUACCUGUGGAUGUUCUGCGAGGGCCUCCACCUGCACCUGGCGCUGGUCGUCGUCUUUGUCAAGGACGAGUCGGCGAUGCGCUGGUUCCUGCUCGUGGGCUGGGGACUGCCGCUGCCCAUCGCCGCUCUCUACGUGGGGGUCCGCAUGUCGCGGCCUGCUGACGUGCUGCAGUGCUGGAUGCACGACAGCACGGCGCAGUGGGUGCUGACGGUGCCGGUGUGCCUGUCUCUGGUGGCGAGCGCCGUCUUCCUGGUGAACGUGGUGCGCGUGCUGCUCACCAAGCUGCACACGCACUCGGCCAACCCUACCCCAGUGGGGCUGCGCAAGGCGGUGCGCGCCGCCGCCAUCUUGGUGCCGCUGUUCGGCCUGCAGCACGUGCUGCUGCCGUUCCGGCCGGCGCCGCACGAGCCGGGCGAGCGCGCCUACCAGCUCAUCUCAGCCGUGCUCGUCUCGCUACAGGGCCUGUGCGUGUCGUGCCUGUUCUGCUUCGCGAACGUGGACGUGCACGGCGCGUUGCGUCCACUGCUGUGCCGGCUGUGGGGGCGGCAGCGAGCAGCCUCGAUGCACACGCAGAGCCGCGACGUCUGCGUCUGA